AUCCCGUUAUCAUGCAAAUGAUGCGGGACGAGCGGCCAGUGUGUCAUGCCCUUUUAAGAAAAAUGAGAAAUAGUCGGGAGUGACGUCUGCUGCGCACACAGGCCGGAGGCAAACUGACACUUGCGGAGCGGCGAAAGACAGCGAGCGAGAAACGAUUGUUGGGCUGUCCGGUGAAGCAAACCCGCCAUGCGUGAAUACAAGCUAGUGGUGUUAGGCUCUGGAGGUGUGGGCAAGUCCGCUCUGACAGUUCAGUUUGUACAGGGAAUCUUCGUGGAAAAAUAUGACCCUACAAUAGAAGACUCGUACAGAAAGCAAGUGGAGGUAGACGGUCAGCAAUGUAUGCUUGAAAUUCUCGACACAGCAGGCACAGAGCAGUUCACAGCAAUGAGGGACUUGUACAUGAAGAACGGCCAAGGCUUCGCCCUGGUAUACUCCAUCACAGCACAGUCCACUUUCAACGACCUCCAGGACCUGAGAGAACAGAUUUUACGAGUAAAGGACACAGAGGAUGUGCCGAUGAUCCUGGUGGGGAACAAGUGUGACUUGGAGGAUGAGCGUGUGGUGGGGAAGGAGCAGGGCCAGAACCUGGCCAGACAGUGGAACCACUGUGCCUUUUUAGAGUCCUCUGCUAAGUCAAAGAUCAAUGUCCUCGAUAUCUUCUAUGACCUGGUCAGACAGAUAAAUAGGAAAACGCCAGUGGAAAAGAAGAAGGCGAAAAAGAAAUCCAACUGUGUCCUGCUUUAAAGACCCCCCCCCCUUCUCCAGCCCCUGCAGCAGCUCUGAGCCAGAAAUGCUGUAAUGAAGAACUGUUGCCCUGAUUGGAACGUGCCAGCAUUCCAACAGCCCCACCCCCCACCUCCCUCCAUCAGCCAUAAACGGUGAAUCAGCUGACUGAACUGCUCCUAUCGAAGACGAGGAUGAUCUACAUGAGCGAGAGAGAGAAAGAGAGAAAGAGAUGGAGAGAAUAAAGAGAGAGAAAGAAAAGACAGUAAGGGAGAAAGAGUGAGAGAAGACUCUGGUCUCUCGCCUCCGAGGACCUUCCUCUGUGUCUCAGUUUCAGUGUGAACCCUGAAUGGACAGUCUCCAUUUCUGCACCAACAAACAACACCACAAACUUAGGAUGAUGAUGAUGAUGAUAAAAGCCUCUGAACGUAUAAAAAAAACGUGUUCUUGAGCUGGCAACAUGGCCCGAGAGCAGACCCCACCUCUUAAUUUCCUUUUUUUUUUUUUGGCAGUUUAACAAAAAGAAAAAUAACAAGAGCGUUAAAGAAGGAAAAACAAAGUUAGAACUUGGAUUCAGUAUUUUUCAUCUUUUUCAAUAUCAAUAUUGUAUUUGAAAGACAUGGAAGUUGACCUCUUUUUAGUUGUAUGAUUAUAAAUAUUCUUCAAAAACGAGCAUGAAAAAAAUGCAUCAGUUAUUAAGUGUAGAUGUUUUCAAGUGAAAUCAAGUGGAAAAGUGAGAAUUUUUUUAUAGCCAUACACCUAUUCUCCAUGCCUGUCAUUUCAGUGAUGAUAGAUCAAGGUCUAUAAUAUGUAUUAUUAUUUUUAUUAUAUAUAUUUUUUUCUUUGUUCGCCCUGUUGUUCAUCAUGGACUUCUCUUCUGCGAAUAUCUCUCUCUGAUGUGACUUAAUUUUAUACUCAGUCACUGGGAUUUCAUAGCUCCCAUAAUAUAUUCUAAUGCCAUUUUUUGCAUAAUAAUGCUUCAGAAAAAAAAUGGGUCUUUUAUAGAAGAAAUAUGGGGAAAAAUAAGGAUUGAUUUCUAUGUCUCUUGAAGCUGAAAUAUAUUAUACUAAACCAACUCUAAUAAUGCUUCUUGUGUUUUUCUGUCAAUGAUGUUCCAGCUUUUAUGGAUUAUUAAAGUACAUUUUAGUACAUUUUCAUUA
This is a messenger RNA of Acanthopagrus latus (yellowfin seabream), 1883 nucleotides long. RefSeq names its product ras-related protein Rap-1A-like. Bases 187 to 744 code for a protein of 185 amino acids. Gene Ontology annotation, biological process: Rap protein signal transduction; negative regulation of synaptic vesicle exocytosis; cellular response to cAMP. Gene Ontology annotation, cellular component: plasma membrane. The transcript has 8 exons. Gene Ontology annotation, molecular function: GDP binding; GTPase activity; GTP binding. The record is from RefSeq and is a predicted model, not a curated record. NCBI's taxonomy places the organism in Eukaryota, Metazoa, Chordata, Actinopteri, Spariformes, Sparidae.